Molecule: messenger RNA, 3722 nt
Organism: Pseudophryne corroboree (corroboree frog)
Lineage: Eukaryota; Metazoa; Chordata; Amphibia; Anura; Myobatrachidae
Gene: FAM171A2
Product: family with sequence similarity 171 member A2
Exons: 9
Coding region: 81-2585 (834 amino acids)
Source: RefSeq, a predicted model, not a curated record
GGGAGGGGGAGAGAUAGAAUCAUAAGCUGUCUGUAACAGUGUACAGAGAAGGAAGAAUGGAGGGGUGACGAUUGGGAAGCAUGGGGCGUGCAGUGGAUUUAGGGAUGUCUUGUGGAGGGUUCUGCAACCCUUUGGUGGUCCUGUUUGUGAUGUGCUGCAUAGGUUGCCAUGGGAAAUCACUGGUGGAGCCCCCAAUGCCUCAGGCAGAAGUCCACAUAAAAGUCCAGGUGUAUGAGAAUGGAGACCUCUCUCCCUUGGCCUCGGCUGUGGUGGAGAUAUUCGGGAAUCAGAGCGGCCUGGCUUCCGGCAUCACUGAUCAGGAUGGUAUGGCUGUGCUUGGCAUCAGUUACAGACUCGGAACCUGGGUUCUUGUUACUGCUAGCAAAAGAGGCUACGUGACCAACUCUGUGCCCUGGCGUGUGGAUAGACUUCCACGUAAGGAUUUAUAUGCAUCAGUAAGCUUGUACCUGGUUCCUGAGCGGCCGGCCACGCUUAUACUAUAUGAGGACAUCGUACAGAUUCUGCUGGGCUCCCCAGGUGUCCGUAGCCAGCCUUUGGUGCAGUUCCAGAGAAAGUCAGCCCGCUUGCCUCGAUCGUCCACCUAUAACCAACUGUCCUCGUCGUUGACCACUGCUAGCAACCUCCACCAGAUGAGAGGAUUCCCAGCAUUCAUUGGAGCUGAUCCUGAUCCCACCAAUGGGGGUAACUCAAGCUGGGUGGAGCUGCUUCCUGUUGCUGCAGUCAGUGUUCAUCUUUUCACCGGGAACGGCUCUGAAGUUCAUCUUACUGGCCCUGCUCAGCUUUCUCUUCCAAUCCCUUCCGACAGUGGUCUCACACCUGCCACAAGUAUACCCGCUUGGAAGUUUGAGCCCAAGAGCGGUCUGUGGCUCCGUGCUGGUAUGGGUGUGGUACGAAGAGAUGGACAGCAGUUGUACUGGUCUUUUUCAUACCCAAAGCUAGGAUACUGGGCAGCAGCGAUCCCCUCCACUGGUCGAGGUAUGCUGUCACUUAUGAGUGGUGUGGACAUAGCUGGUUACCAUACCAUCUUCCUGCUUUCUAUUUUGGGCGCUCUUGCACUGCUGGUCCUCAUCCUGCUUUGUCUACUAAUAUAUUACUGCAGGCGGCGAUGCCUAAAGCCAAGGCAACAGCAUCACAAACUGCAGCUCUCGGGCCUCAAUGAACCCAAACGGGACCAGGCAACUUCGACCUCCCACCUUAACCUCAUCAGCACCAGCCAUUUGGACUCCACGUCCACAGCUGAUAGUGACAUUCGAACUCCAGUUCUGCGCUCUGCUUUUUCUUCCCGUGAAGAUUUUUGCAAGUCUGGUGGUCGUUCUUCCAUGCAGCAUUCAACAGACACUCUUCCUUUAAGGCCAGGUUCUCGAGAUGAUUAUCCACUGAAGUCUGCCCGCUCUGGAGACAUGCUAGACUCAGAAGACCUUAAGAGAGGAUAUGGUGGAGGUGGGAAAGGACAGCAAAGAAGGCGAGCCGGUAGAGGAGGAGUUAGAGAUCCUCCUCCAUCUCCUCCUCCACUUCCACCACCCUUCAAGCAUGUGAUUGGGGACUCAAAACCUCCUGAUUAUUUGAUGACACAAUCGGCAGAUCCACUGUCACGUCCCACCUCCUUGACUCAACCUGGACAGCUAAUAUUUUGUGGUUCCAUUGACCACAUGAAGGAGGGAGGGUACAGACAUGCUAUGCCCACAUUGGUGAUUCCAGCUCAUUAUGUAAGAUUAUCGUCAGAUGAAAAUCCCAGUGGGCCAGGUGAAGAGAAUUCGGAAAGUGAGUCUGGAUCCUCGCAAGUCUCACAUGCCCAUCAUUUUGCACCUCAAGAUCAUGUUCAACGCCAGCAACUACUUCAACAAAGUCAUAACUACCAAACAGGGUCAUCUUCUCAAGAUCAAGAUGGAAAAGGCUGGAGCAACCACUCUUCACAAAUGAGUGGUUCUGUCACAAUUCCUGUGGUUUUUAAUGAGUCCACAAUGGCACAGCUGAAUGGAGAACUCCAAGCACUGACUGAGAAGAGACUUAUAGAACUUGGAGUCAAGCCUCACCCCAGAGCUUGGUUUGUGUCACUAGACGGACGCUCCAAUGCCCAGGUACGUCACUCUUACAUUGACCUACAGACUGGGGACAAGAUACGUAGCAACGAUGCCAGUCUGGACUCAGGUGUGGAUGUCAAUGAAAUUAAAGUGAAACCUGGACCAGAAGAUGGGAGAGGUGGGAGGUCCCAGCUUCAGCCUUCUUCUUUGACCUACUCCAAGCUGGUUUUUGCUGAAGAAGGUGAGCAGAGUCUAAGUGAGAGUCGGACUGGGGGUGCUUGCUCCCCAGAAGACAGCUCACUCACCCCACUUCUAGAUGAGGCCUCUGAGACAUGCCCAGUUAUGAACAGGAGAGGUCGCAGCAGGGGGGACAGUUCCCGCAGCAGCACUAGUGAACUACGGAGGGAUUCUAUGACCAGCCCGGAUGAGGACCUUAAUGACCAAUCUGAAGGCUAUACCCCUCAAAGGACUCCGGGAGAAAGCGCAGGGAUGCCCCUUGAAUCCGAAGCCCGGGGCUGGAGAAUGAAAAGACCCUGCCCCUAACUCUCCCCAAUCUUCGAGGCACAAUCCCAGCAUUGGAGAGUUUCCUGUGUGUAAGGCCAGAGGCACCUUGAUAUAAAUACAUACAUAGAUUACACAUAUAUGUCUACACAUAUGUAGUCACCUAUACAUCAACAUGGUUAUUUAACAUGCACACAUAUGUAUAUGAUACACACAUAUAAUUCACAUUUACACACUUAAGGUGAAAACACCAAAAACAUACAGGUGCUUAGAGGUCCCUCUGGAAUCUGGGAGUCUAUGACACUUUAUGGUGAGACUCUCAGUGGGACCAGUCCUCUCUUUGUGGGUGGGGCAAAUUAUUCCUGAGAUUGGACAUUUAACCUUGACUUUCUCUUCUCUCCAUUUCUGGUUAAAAUAGUAAUACAAGGACAAGAGGUGCAGGCGCAGCUGGCUCGGACAGUCAGAAUAUUGUGGGCUUCAUCUUCAUCCUCCCUCCUCUCUGCCAAGAUUGUCUCAGCUCCUGUGUUGCAGGGUAUUCCAUACCCAGUAGACUAAUGGCAUCUUCUAGUAGCUCAUGCAUUGUGGUCCUUGUGUUUUGUUUAUGUAAGGUGUGUGGAAGAUCAUAGCCUGCAAUGCAUUAUGGUCAUUCUAUUUCUCAUAUAGGGAGCAAUGUAACUCCUGCCGCUAAUUCUACUUUAUUGGCUCCAACAUUUCACUGCAUUGUGGUUUCAUAUGCCACUUACCAUGGAAUCACACUUACUUCUCAUAAUACAUCAAGGUCCUUGUUAUUCUCAAUUUAUAAAAAGCCUUGUGAUACAGUACAUUGUAUUCAUUGUAAACCCAUUCCAUCUCAUAAUUAGCCAAUAAUGUGUAAUGCAUCAUGGUCUUCGACAUAAAAGUAUUAAGAUGUCAUAGGGAUACCAUGCUCCUUUUUUAAAAUUCAUUAUGGUUUUUGGACCCUGAUGUUUUUAUGGUAUUCAGACUUCUUAUAUGAUGCAUUCUGACACUUGGUUAUGUUCCUUCGAGGUGAUGCUAUUUAUAUUGCAAGAAGCUAAUCCCUAGAAAUUUCCCAAGGAAAACAGCACAAGAAAAGUGUAUUUGUCUCGUUAAAAUAGUACUGCCAUUUCCUACAAAUAUUAUUAAUAAAACAUGAAAAAAUAAAGAUUGUAGUGUAAAGAA